AUGUCGAGGACGGCACUGUUGUGCGCGGUGGUGUUGUGUUCAGGGGUGCGCGCGGCAGGCGCAGUGGACCCGCUAUACUCGACGUGUCAGUAUGUGUCAAGCAACUACUGUCUGCGGGAAGGUUUGCCUUCGGAGGUAGACGGUUCGCUUGCCGGUGGCGUCGACCUUGCUGGUGGUGUUGGUGACACGAACUUAGCCUGGGGUCCUCGUGUGUUCGUGAGUGAGCCGCCGAAUACUCCCCACGCGGUCGUGGGUCGUUGGGACUUCGACGGACUGUUUCCAGUCGAUCGUAGCGGCGCGAUGAGGAAUCUGCAUCCGGUAUACAGUGCCGGUCCGGACGUGUUCGGGCUGCCUGGUGGUGCAUCCCUCGCACUCGGGGCCAGCAGCAGCGUGACCGCGGGAUUGGACGGCGUGGCAUUGGAUGCUUGGUCGCUCGGUUUCUGGUUUUUCGCCGAGGAAGACUUAAGUGGCGAUCCCAAGACUUUAUUAAGCACCGACGACUUUUAUGUCGGCCUCGUCACCGCCAACGCCACGGGUGAUACCACCACCACCAGUGGUGGCGCCGCGGCUGGUCGGUACCAGGUGUUCGUCUCAUUUUCGUUGCCGACCAGCAGUUGUCGAUUGGGUGAGGUGUUUCGGGCUGAAGCGAUGUUGUUGCCGCGACGUUGGCAUCAUGUGGCUCUAGAAGCAAGUUCGAGUGGGACUCGGUUCUUUGUCAACAACGCGUUGUUAGGUGAAACGACACAGAUGAAGAGCUUGUCCGGGACCUUGACAGUCGGUCAAACGGGCAGCUGCAGUGGUGCCAGCGGCUUCCUUGAUCAUCUCCUGCUUCUCCGCCGCCCCUGGAACCGGGCCUAUGUCGGACCUGCGAGACUUCUAGCAGCGGCGCCCGGAGGAUUGGAAACGAAGCUCAUCGGGACCGAUAUUUUACAGCCUCAAGUACUCGGCGCCUGCACCGACUUAUGGCGACUAUGCACUGUAGCCGAAAUCGCUGAACUGUACCCCUACCUCCGUAACGUCGGCCUACUCAAAACCCCUCGCACUCGUGUGUGGCACGCAAACUCUACCGACAGCCAAGACCGCGAAAGUCCUGGACUCCUCCUUUGCUGCAGACAAGAAACUGCCGCUGCCACUGCCGCCACCACAACACCACAGCCGUGCGUCAACUGA
This is a messenger RNA of Gregarina niphandrodes, 1170 nucleotides long. RefSeq names its product concanavalin A-like lectin/glucanase family protein. The record is from RefSeq and is a predicted model, not a curated record. The coding region runs from base 1 to 1170 and encodes 389 amino acids. The transcript has a single exon. Lineage: Eukaryota; Apicomplexa; Conoidasida; Eugregarinorida; Gregarinidae.